Notodromas monacha is the source of this 6528-nucleotide messenger RNA. The record is from the annotation of a GenBank genome assembly. NCBI's taxonomy places the organism in Eukaryota, Metazoa, Arthropoda, Ostracoda, Podocopida, Cyprididae.
AGUUGUUUAAUUUCAGAUGGAAACGUUAAUGUAUACCUGGAGUGCCGCGGAUCGCUUUUGCGAUCUUGAAGUCAUUCCUUUCAGCCGUAAUGGUGCGCGUGGCACGUCGUCCAACGCUUCUUGACAUUGAACAAGAGGAUGCAAGCUAAGAAAAGAUAUUUUCUAGUGUUCUGUUGCGUGGCCUUCCUUGCAUUUUGCCAUUUCGGCGGACGGAAGGUUCGGAAUUGCAAGAAUCCUGAAGCCUUGCCAUGGACCCCACCUUCCCUGUCACUUCCUUCGUAUGUGUCCAAUGACGAGACGUGGUCGUCAUUUGCGAAACCGUGGGGUGGAUCUGGUUUCCCCGAAUCUUCCUCCUACUUCAAUUACUCGCGCUGCGGAUCGGAACCGAAGGAUUUCAAAAUUCACGUUUAUGGUGACAUUCAGGAAGCUGAAACAAGUGAUAUUUUUAAAAUAAUCUUAAAGCUGUUGAGAGCCUCACCGUAUUCCACCGAUGAUCCCAACGAAGCUUGUAUUCUGAUCUCUGCCGUCGACACGUUGGAUCGGGACAUAUUGAGUACCGACUAUGUGCGGAAUGCCGGACCAAAGUUGAGAAAGUCACAGCUGUGGAACAACGGAUUGAAUCAUUUGCUUUUUGUUAUGUACUCCGGGACAUGGCCGGAUUAUCGAGAAAAUGAUUUAGGCUUUGAUCCCGGAUUCGCCAUGAUAGCUCGAGCUUCUGCGUCUUCCAAAUCAUACCGUCACGGAUUCGAUGUUUCACUUCCGCUUUUUCACAAGGAUUUACCGCAACGCGGGACUUGGAAAGUGCCUCCCACCUCAGCCACGAAGACCAGGUUACUUGCUUUCAAGGGAAAAAGGUACACUCAUGGGAUCGGGAGUGAAACCAGGAAUGCCUUGUUCCAUCUACACAACGGCCGAGAUGUCGUCGUCGUCACUACCUGUAAGCACGGAAAAAGCUGGAAAGAUACGAAAGAUGAUCGUUGUGACGCUGAUCAAUUGGAUUAUGACCGCUUCGACUACGCAAUGUUGAUGUCGGAGUCACUUAUGUGCCUCGCUCCUCGGGGAAGACGCUUAGGCUCGUUCCGUUUCCUGGAAGCUUUAAAAUUCGGCUGCAUACCGGUGGUGCUGUCCAACGGAUGGGUUCUUCCGUUUGAAGAGGUCAUCGACUGGCACCAGGCUGCUCUGGUCGCUGACGAGAGACUUCUUUUUCAGUUGCCGGAAAAGAUGCGGGAAAUCAGCAAAGACACUGUUCGCAUGUUCAAAGCCCAGCAACAAGCCAGGUUUCUGUGGGAGACUUAUUUUUCGUCGAUUGAAACCGUUGUUGCGACGACGAUCGAGAUUAUCAAGGACAGAGUUUAUUUAGCCAAAGGAAAUGUCAGAGCGAAGUAUGUUUGGAAUACUCCUCCAGGAGGUUUGGUUGUUGGUCGAGUAAGUGGGAGACGCACGCCUUGGGACAAGGAAUCCAUGAUUGGAUUCAAGAAUGCCGAGGAUGUGUUGCGACAAAAUUUCACUGUUAUCCUGGAAGUAACCCACCCUGUGACGCGUUAUCUACCGAAGUUACUGUCGCAACGGGUCGGAAAAUCGUCCUUCGUGUCUUCGGCAGUGUUGAUAUUUUGCUCGUUACCCAGUUCUCACCUAGUUCGGGCUCUCAAGGCCUCUGUCAAGUUCGCCGUGUUCUUCGUUAUUCAAGAAGCUCAAGAGUGCGCCGUGUCCACCAAGUUCUUGCCGUUGCCUGAGUUGUUCAAUUUGACCAAAGAAGUUCAAGACGCUAGGCGGCGAAAGGGAGACGUGUAUGCAGCGAGUCUGGUUCGCGAUUUGGACCAAGCGACGGAUGCUGUGUUCUUUAUUGACGAUGAUUCAGGGUUGAAUUCUGAGGAAUUCGAUUUUGCGUAUCAGGUUUGGAAGGAAUUUCCUGACCGAAUCGUCGGUUACCCGGCGCGGUCCCAUUUUUGGGACGACGACAGAAACACUUGGGGCUACACUUCCAAGUGGACAAAUGAUUAUUCGAUGAUAUUAACCGGUUCUGCUAUCCUCCACAAAUACUACUUGGAUCUUUUUUGGUUGAUGGCACCGCGGGACUCGAAAGCGCUCGUGGACUCCACGUCAAAUUGUGAAGAUAUUUUGAUGAACUUCGUAGCUGCUUGGGCGUCAUGUUCUGCUCCCAUGAAGGUAACGCAGAGGAAACAAUAUAAGCUGGGUUCCACUUCGGACCCCGACAAGUUCCUUCAGCGUCAGAACUGCAUGGCAUCUUUCGCAUCCGAUGACGGGUUCGGUUACGUGCCGUUGAAGAAGUCUAGUGUUCGUUUCGAUCCUGUUUUAUACAAGGACCCCGUGUCGAACAUGCGGAAGAACUAUUUGGAUUUUCGUGGUGCGGUGAAGACGCUAUCGAAUGCCAAUUCUACGGAUGACGCUGGUGGGCUGAUGUACUUUUUAAUGGACAAGACAAGCUUCCCCUCGGAUCGGUUCAGAUGGCGUCAGUGCGGUGCUCGCACAGAUCCCGUCAAAAUCCAGUCGCUUGCAAUUUUGCCUGAUCCAGUUACGAUCCCUGGCAAGUUGAACAUUUACGUCAAAACGGAUCUAGGUGCGGAUUUGUCUUCGCCUCUGGAACUGGAUCUGCACAUGGAGUAUCAUUUGGGAGUCUUUUGGGCAAAGGUUCCUUGCAAAAACAACAUCGGAUCAUGUCUUUAUGAGGACGUGUGUUCGUUGGUGUCUGUUCCGCCUGAUGAACCUUGUCCUUCGGGCUUCAAUUCCAGCGGCGUGCCGUGUCGGUGUCCGAUUCCUGCGAAUUCGUACAAGCUGAACAAAUUGACGCUUGACUUGGAUUACGAUGCUUCCAGCGUCCCAGCUGGUGCAUACUUCGUUAAAGCAAACAUGUUCAAGAAUAGCCAGCGAUUGGGCUGCCUUGAGCUGUAUUUCGACAUUCACCACGCAAGCAGUGGGAAAGACGGAGAAGUUUGUGUGGUUUUUGUGAUGGCUACUAAGCGCACGUAUAAUUGGAGAGCGCGUCUUGGUGGCGUUAUUGGAUCGCAAAAUAUUCGGAAAUCUUCGACUAAUGUCUCGGUGGAAGUGGAUGAUCGCGAGACCUAUGACGACUGCAAUGCGCAGGUGCUUCCAUCAAAACGUGUCAAACUCAAGACCCACAUUCCCAAUCCAUCGCAGCCAAAAAAACUUCUCACCAAAAAGCAGCGCAAGAAACUCGAGAAGAUACUUGAAAGAAGAGAGAAGAAGGAAAACCGGUCCUCGUUAUUGUCCGCGUUGCAAGAGGUUCAGAUCCCUGCCAAACGUGUCGACGAACUAAUUUCUCUGGCGUCUAUUCAAACCAAAGGUUUGAAAAAGUUGUUCAACGAGCAGAGUUGUGGGACAAGAGAAGAACGCCGUAAGAUACGGAGUUUGAAAGGUCAAGGAAAGCUUGUUGCAGUGGAUGACGAAGAAAGUGAGUCCGAAGAGGAAAAUCACGUUGAUCCGAAUGUUAUCGGCUUAGGGAAUCAAUUAUCCUCGAGCGAAGACGAGAUUGAUGACGUCGAAGACUAUGAGGUCCAAGAGGCCCAUGAAAUCAUGCCACCAACCGAAAUAAAAGAGGAGGUCAACUCCGAAGCCGAGCAGCAAGUUAAAGUCACUUCCGGAACCUGGAUAAUUGAAGAAUCACACCCCACCCUCUCCAUCGAGGACCCAGAACCCGUUCAGGAAGAUCGAAAACCCGCCGUCUUCAUCCCGGUACAUCGAAGUACCGAAAUUCAAACCGCUCGUCUCAAGCUUCCAAUACUCGGGGAAGAACAGCGGAUCAUGGAACUCAUCACUGGCAACGAUGUUGUUGUGAUCGCCGGCGAGACUGGAUCCGGGAAAACGACGCAGUUGCCGCAGUUUUUGUACGAAGCUGGUUAUGCGACGAAAUUGAUGAUCGGUGUUACGGAGCCGCGGAGGGUCGCUGCGAUGAGUAUGGCGCAUCGUGUUGGGCUUGAGAUGAACCUUACGGGGGAUGAGGUUUCGUAUCAGAUUCGAUAUGAUGGUAAUGCUUCGGAGUCGACGAAAAUCUUGUUCAUGACCGACGGUGUUCUACUGAAAGAAGUUCAAUCGGAUUUCCUCUUGACUCGUUAUUCCGUUGUCAUCGUGGACGAGGCACACGAGCGAUCAGUUCAUACUGACAUCCUCCUUGGUUUACUCUCGCGGAUUGUUCCUUUGCGAAGGAAACGUGCAUCUGCUGAACUUCCUCCCUUGAAACUGAUAGUGAUGUCUGCAACUUUAAGAGUGCAAGACUUUACGGAAAAUGCAACCCUGUUCCGGCAACCACCCCCUGUUUGUUCGGUGGAGUCAAGACAGUAUCCAGUAACGGUUCAUUUCAACAAGACAACCCCGGAGGAUUAUGUGUUGGAAAGUUAUAAAAAAGUCUGCAAGAUACAUCGGAAACUUCCGGAAGGUGGAAUUCUGGUUUUUCUCACCGGACAACAAGAGGUCAACACCUUGUGCCGUAAACUGAGACGCACCUUCGGAGCGCAUCGGAGAGAGAACGGAGUGAAAACAGGAGAUGGAGAGGAAGAUGUCAAAGAAGAAGCAGCCGAAGAGCAAGAGAUGAACCAAUUACUCAAGAAAGUGAAAUCUUUGAAGAAAACCGGGCCAAUGCGAACCCGGCAGAAAGUCGGCAAAAAAGUUGACCUCGACGCUUAUUCCUGUAUUCCGCAAAUGGAAUCCAUGGACCAGGAAGGCGACGAGGACUUCGAAUCAGAUUCUGACCACGAUGAUUUCGAUGCAGACGUUGCAAUGGAAGGAACCUCGUCUUCUCCAUUGCACAUUCUUCCCUUGUAUUCCCUCCUGCCGUCGUGGAGACAGUCCCUAGUUUUUGAAGGUCCUCCUGAAGGACAUCGACUUUGCGUAGUUGCAACUAAUGUUGCGGAAACAUCUCUGACGAUACCGGGUGUCAAGUACGUGAUCGACUGUGGAAAAACGAAACGGAGAUUCUAUGAGAAAACUACUGGGGUUAGUAGUUUCUUUAUUGUCUGGACAAGUCAAGCGAGCGCCUGUCAAAGAACUGGGCGAGCUGGAAGACAAGGACCUGGUCAUUGUUAUAGGUUGUAUUCGUCAGCUAUCUUCUCUGACGAAAUGGAGCCCUUCUCUGUCCCCGAAAUCCGUUUGAGACCAGUUGACGACCUUGUGCUGCGCAUGAAAUCCAUGAACAUUCACCGAGUUCAAAAUUUUCCAUUUCCCACUCCUCCGGGUCAGGAAUUGAUUGCUGCUGCCGAAAAGCGGCUCCUUCUCCUCGGAGCCAUUAAGAAAGAAGGAGAAGUUACGGUAAUCACUAACUUGGGCAAAACCAUGGCCGCGUUUCCAGUGGCACCACGCUUCGGGAAAAUGUUGGCGCUGAGCCGACAAGCUGAUUUUCCGCUGUUGAUGUUGUACACUGUGGCGAUGAUUUCGGCUUUCGCGGUGCCUGAAAUGUUGAUGGAAAGGGCCCUGGAAGAAGGACAGGAGUGUGAAGACGAGGAAGGUACUGGUGGGAGGAAGGCUGUUGAAAGGUGGACCGAGUUGCGAAGGAGUUGGGGAGGUAUUGGAAAUUCAAGGCUCCUCGGCGACGCAUUCCUUUUGCUGAAAGCUGUAGGUGCUUCGGACAGUGUCCAACCUGCUCUUUUGGAUGCCUUCUGUUCGAAAUACGGCAUUCGACUGAAAGCCUUGACGGAAGUGCGAAAACUGAGGUCUCAACUCACGAAUGAAGCCAAUUUGCUUAUACCAAAUUUGAAUCUUCCGUCAUCUGAAAAAAUUCCGUGUCCAAGUGAUCACCAGUGUAAGUUGCUGCGACAGAUCGCACUUGCUGGAUUAGUGGACCAAGUUGCAGUCAGAGUUGAUAAUUUUGAAGAAAUGGAAACGCAAGAGGAGAAGAAGCGAUGGAAGAAGGCGUACAGGUGUCCUGAUUUGGUUGAUCCUGUGUUCAUUCAUCCUGGGUCGGGGUUGUUCAAGGAGCGUCCGAAAGUUGUCAUCUAUACUGAAAUCAUGGAAACAACUAAAAUGAUGAUGAGAGGUGUCAUCGGCGUUGAGGCUGAAUGGAUACCGAAGUUUGCUCCAGAUCUAUGCACUAUUUCCGAGCCAUUUCCAGAUCCACCGCCUGAGUAUGACGUAGAAUCUGGAGUCGUUAAAUGCUACUGUAAUGUGACAUACGGAAAAGCGGCAUUGUGUCUGGGUACGCUGCGGAUAGAGCACCCAGUCAACAUUGAGAAGUUCCGUUACUUCGCCGAAGCGAUUUUGCUGGGGAACGUUUUAGAUGCUCUGAAAAAAUUCGUCCCCAAUUUACUCUCGCCGCCGGCGACCAUAUUCAAAUCCUGGGCGAAGUUGCAAAAGCGAACAGACGUGUUUUUAGAUGCUUUGAUGAAUAACGACGUGGAUUCGAAGGUCAAGUUGGAGGCAGUCUUGCGGAAGGAUCCCAAGUUCUUGUUGACGGCGUACAAGGAAUGGCUUCCUUCCGAGUUGCAUUCUGAAGUUGAGCUCCUGUGGCCGCCAUUGCCGAAAGAACCUGACUCGGAUUGUGAGGAGACUAUGACUUCAUGA